AUGCCCAUUCGGUCGCUCUCGAUACUGUACGACCCCGUGGUUCCCCCUGACGUCGUCGUGUGCAUCGUCCUCUCGACUCUCCUCCUCGCGCUCAUCCUCAUGCUUCGCCCGCCCAUGUCCAACGCCCCUUCCGAAUGGUGGUCCCGCCUCCGCGCACUCGUCUUCUCCCCCACCUCUCCACGUUCUUCCGCCACAAGCCCCGCUUCCCCCUCCGCUGCCUCGCUCUCGACCGCGGCAGUAUCCGCGCUGUCUCCGCACACUCAACCGCUGUCGCUUUCCCCCGCAUGCGGGGCGGGGCAGCUCUCUCCUGCUCCGCGGACCGGCGCGCUGUUUCCCGGCGGACCUGACGGCGGGUGGGCGCAGAGCGACGGGUGGGAAACGAGUGGCAGUGCGCACAGCAGGGGGGGAGGCAGCCACACGACGUCCGCGCUCUCGCCUGGUGGCGGCAUGGGCGCUGCGGGGGUAACGGCGGAAGAGGUGGCGGUAGUGAAGGUGAGGGGGUUCCACUCGCUGGCGCGGGAGUGCGUGGAGCGGGCGGUUAGCGCGGAGGAGCGGGGGAAGGGCAGCAAGGCAGUGGCGUACUACCGCAAGGCGCUGGAGAUCAUCCACGAGGGGCUCGGCGCAGGCGCGCGCAGCACAUCACCUGAAGUGCGGCGCUGCCAUGCUGACCUCACGCGGUGGUCCGCUGACGUCACCCAGCGGCUGUCCGUGCUGCUGCACUCUCAUUCAGCCUCCCCACCAGCGCAGCACAGGGGGGGAAAGCCCGCGCUGGGCGGCGCAGCUGGGGGCAGGGACGGCGGGCGGAGUGGGGGGGGAAAGGAGGGGGCGAGUGUGGGGGGCGUGGAUGCGCAGCUGGUGGCGGUGGUGGAGGGGGAGAUCGUGGACGCACGACCCAGUGUGCGCUGGGAUGACAUCGUGGGCCUUGAGGGCGCGAAGCAGGCGCUACAGGAGAUGGUCAUUCUGCCUGCACUGCGCUCCGACCUCUUCCAGGGCAUCCGCCGCCCGCCCCGAGGGCUGCUGCUGUACGGGCCACCGGGCAACGGCAAGACGAUGCUGGCCAAGGCAGUGGCGGCAGAGGCGCGAGCCACCUUCUUCAACAUCAGCGCCGCCACCCUCACCUCCAAAUGGAUGGGCGAGUCGGAGAAGCUAGUGCGGGCACUGUUUGCGGUGGCGGCCCAGCGCCAGCCGUCCAUCAUCUUCAUAGACGAGAUUGACAGUGUGUUGAGUGCGAGGGCGGCCAACGAGCAUGAGGCGAGUCGGCGGCUCAAGACGGAGUUCCUGCUGCAGUUCGAUGGCGUGCUCACUGCCCAAUCCGACCAUGUCGUUGUCAUCGGAGCCACCAACCGCCCCCAGGAGCUGGAUGAGGCCGUGCUGCGCCGACUGGUGAAGCGCAUCUUCAUUCCUCUGCCCGAUGCAGCAGCGCGCAGUGCACUCUUGCGCCACCUCACACGAGGCCGUGACUUCGCCCUCUCAGAUGCUGACAUGCAGCGCAUCGUCUCUCUCACUCAAGGGUACUCAGCGAGUGACCUGAAGGCGCUGUGCCAGGAGGCGGCCAUGGGGCCCAUCAGAGAGCUGGGAGGCCGGAUAGCCACAGCCAGCGCUCAUGAGGUGCGGGCGGUGCGGGCGAGUGACAUGCACGCAGCGCUGUCUGUCAUCCGUGCCACCUGCUCACCUGACCGCCUGGAAGCCAUGCACCAGUGGUCUGUUGACUUUGGAGCUGCCCUUUGA
Closterium sp. NIES-65 is the source of this 1728-nucleotide messenger RNA. Lineage: Eukaryota; Viridiplantae; Streptophyta; Zygnematophyceae; Desmidiales; Closteriaceae. The record is from the annotation of a GenBank genome assembly.